AUGAGCAGCCAGAUUGUCAGCAGAAACACAAAAGAUAGUGCCUUUGACAUUCUGACCAAGACUUUUGAUGAAGACGCCAUCUUGUUCCAGAAAAUAUACACAAGGGAGAGGAAAAUGGAUCUGAGGGCGACUGUGGUUUAUUGUUGGAUCUCCAUCAACUCCGUUCUGAGUCAAGACUGGAACCGCGCCCACGCCGAAGACGACCUCUUCAAGAGCCUCUUUGGAAGAUACAACAAGUGGUCACGCCCCGUCCGCAACAUCACCGACGUGGUCAUCGUCAGGUUUGGCCUCUCCAUCGCACAACUGAUAGACGUGGAUGAGAAGAAUCAAAUGAUGACAACCAACGUUUGGCUUAAACAGGAAUGGACUGACUACAAGCUGCAAUGGCAUCCAUCUGAUUUUGAAAAUGUCACAUCUAUCCGAGUUCCCUCUGAGCUCAUCUGGGUGCCUGACAUUGUACUGUACAAUAACGCCGAUGGAGAGUUCGCUGUCACUCACAUGACCAAGGCCCAGCUGUUCUACACUGGCCGCGUGCGCUGGGUGCCCCCGGCCAUCUACAAGUCCUCCUGCUCCAUAGACGUCACCUUCUUCCCCUUCGACCAGCAGAACUGCAAGAUGAAGUUUGGCUCCUGGACAUAUGACCGGGCCAAGAUCGACCUGGAGCCCAUCGAAAACGCGGUGGAUCUGAAGGAUUACUGGGAGAGUGGGGAAUGGGCCAUUGUCGACGCUGUGGGCACCUACAACACCAAGAAAUAUGACUGCUGCCACGAGAUCUACCCGGACAUCACCUACUACUUCAUCAUCCGCCGGCUCCCGCUCUUCUACACUAUCAACCUCAUCAUCCCCUGCCUCCUCAUCUCCUGCCUCACCGUCCUGGUCUUCUACCUGCCCUCCGACUGUGGUGAGAAGAUCACGCUGUGCAUUUCAGUGCUCCUGUCCCUCACCGUCUUCCUGCUGCUGAUCACCGAGAUCAUCCCGUCCACGUCACUCGUCAUACCGCUCAUCGGGGAGUACCUCCUCUUCACCAUGAUCUUCGUCACGCUCUCCAUCGUCAUCACGGUGUUCGUGCUGAAUGUGCACCACCGCUCGUCGGCGACGCACGCCAUGCCGCACUGGGUGCGCGCCCUCUUCCUGUCCACCGUGCCACGCUGGCUCUGCAUGAAGCGGCCCCCGCCCGACCUAAGGAGGCAGGGCUUGAUCGAUAAACUCCCCCCACCUAAGAUUCCAGGCCCCUCCCACAGCACCUCCCACUCCAACAUCGACACCUGGGUCACACAAGAGUCUGACGUGGAUCUCCACAGUUACCAGGAUGAAAAAUGCAUUUACCGUUGCCGGGGUGACUCCUUGGACGCUGGCAGUGGUGGUGGAGGCAGAGGUGGUUUCUUCAACCUCCGUAGUGUCUCAGAUACAGACACGGAUGGGGAGGUCGAUUCGGAUUCGGUGAGGUUGGGAGUGAAGAUGGUGGGACGGCAGCGAACCAGGCUGUCACCCUCUGCCUCCUUCCCCUGUCCUUCCCCAGGGCUGCUAGGGUACACACUCCUCCCACCAAGGCCCUCCAUAUUCAGCCUGGACUGGGACACCCCUAGUCCAGAACAUGGUAUGAUCCAGAGCCCAUUCACCUCCGCCCUAUCUCCGGCGGUGGUAAAUGAUCUGGAGGGGGUGUCCUACAUCGCAGAGCACCUGAGAGCAGAGGAUGCAGACUUCUCAGUGAAAGAGGACUGGAAAUACGUCGCCAUGGUGAUCGAUCGCAUCUUCCUUUGGAUGUUUAUCAUUGUGUGUAUGUUAGGUACCAUCGGACUCUUCCUGCCCCCGUGGCUCUCAGGAAUGAUCUAGAAAGACCUCGAACACCCAUAUAAAGAAUCAGCAAAGACUCAAUAGCUAGUUUUGAAUGUGUUUGUGUUAACUGAAAUGUGUGGACAUGUGCUGUGGUCGUCAAGUUUUUGGCAGGUAAAAAAAAAACAAAAAAAACUGAACACACACACAGCAAAGCACGAGAGUGAUUGAUUUCUGAACUGAGGUUUCUUUAAAUCAAACUAAAGGGGAUUGCGGCAUAGUUUCUCAAGGUUCAAGAACUCAAAACUCAGCAAACUUGACUUUUCUAUUUUGGUAAGAAAAGAAAUUGUUUUUUUCCAAACAUGCUACACAGGCAGCCUGACUGGAAUUCAAUUUACCUGGUUGACAUUGACUCAGAUGAGAAUGGAGCCCAACUACAAAAUCCUUAACCACAAAUAUUUGCCCUGGAAUGGAUUUUUUUUAAAUAUAAGAUAUAAAAGAUAUUUAGAGUGCAUGUGCCUGUGAAUGGACUAAAACCCAUAACGUCCAUUACUCAAAAAGACAAA
Molecule: messenger RNA, 2339 nt
Organism: Lampris incognitus (smalleye Pacific opah)
Lineage: Eukaryota; Metazoa; Chordata; Actinopteri; Lampriformes; Lampridae
Product: neuronal acetylcholine receptor subunit alpha-2-like
Exons: 9
Coding region: 1-1833 (610 amino acids)
Biological process (GO): monoatomic ion transmembrane transport; nervous system process; chemical synaptic transmission
Cellular component (GO): neuron projection; postsynaptic membrane; synapse
Molecular function (GO): transmembrane signaling receptor activity; acetylcholine-gated monoatomic cation-selective channel activity
Source: RefSeq, a predicted model, not a curated record